UACGAAAAAAAAACAUUUCUAAUAAAACUAGUACUCAUAGAGAUCGUCCAAGAUAUUAUGAAGAGAUCAUAAAAGACAAGGAAGAAGACGUAUACGAUUUUGCAUGCCGCUCGUUUUGCUACUUUAUCUUGUUAUUUUGUAUUAGGUGCAUUUUCACAUAAAUCGAACAGCGUAAAGAUAAUAAAACCAGUUUCUAGUUUUCUUAAAUAAAAUAGAGAUCCAUGGAACCAUGUCGUCUUACUCAUGUGAUGCUUGUGUCUUUUCCAGGCCAAGGUCACAUAAACCCUCUUCUUCGUCUCGGAAAGCUCAUAGCCUCGAAAGGCUUACUCGUCACCUUUGUCACCACAGAGGAGCCAUUGGGGAAGAAGAUGCGUCAAGCCAACAAGAUUCAAGACGGCGUGAUCAAACCGGUCGGUCUAGGUUUCCUCCGGUUCGAGUUCUUCUCUGACGGCUUAGCUGACGACCACGCAAAAAGAGCCAACUUCAAUACCUUCCGACCACACCUUGAAGCUGUCGGAAAACAAGAGAUCAAGAAUCUCGUAAAGAGAUAUGACAAGGAACCGGUGACGUGUCUGAUAAACAACGCUUUUGUCCCGUGGGUAUGUGACGUGGCCCAGGAGCUUCAAAUCCCUUUGGCUAUUCUAUGGGUCCAGUCUUGCGCUUGUCUCACGGCUUAUUACUAUUACCACCACCGGUUAGUUAAGUUUCCGACAGAAACCGAGCCGGACAUAAACGUUGAAAUCACUUGCUUGCCAUUGUUCAAGCAUGACGAGAUCCCAAGCUUUCUCCACCCAUCGUCUCCCUAUACAGCUUACGGAGAAGUCAUAUUAGACCAGUUCAAGCGACUCGAAAACGACAAGCUUUUCUAUCUUUUCAUCGACACUUUUUACGAACUAGAAAAAGAUAUCAUCAACCACAUGUCACACCUUUGUCCUCAAGCCAUCAUCAGCCCUGUAGGUCCACUCUUCAAGAUGGCUCAAACCAUAAGCUCUGACGUUAAGGGAGAUAUCUCUGAGCCAGCGGGUGACUGCAUAGAGUGGCUUGACUCGAGAGAACCAUCCUCAAUCGUUUACAUCUCCUUUGGGACUAUAGUCCGCUUAAAGCAAGAGCAGAUGGAGGAGAUUGCUCAUGGCGUUUUGAGCUCUGGCUUGUCCUUCUUAUGGGUGGUUCGGCCUCCCGGAGAAGGGUCACCUCAUAUUCCACAUGUUUUGCCUCGAGAGCUCGAAGAAAAGGGUAAAAUCGUGGAAUGGUGUCCACAAGAGAGAGUGUUAGCUCAUCCUGCAAUUGCUUGCUUCUUAAGUCACUGUGGAUGGAACUCCACAAUGGAGGCUUUAACUUCGGGAGUCCCUGUGGUUUGUUUUCCACAGUGGGGAGAUCAAGUGACUGAUGCCGUGUACUUGGUUGAUGUUUUCAAGACAGGAGUGAGACUAGGCCGCGGAGCUGCUGAAGAGAAGGUUGUUCCGAGGGAGGUUGUGGCAGAGAAGCUGCUUGAGGCCACUGUUGGAGAAAAGGCGGCAGAGCUGAGAGAAAACGCUCAAAGGUGGAAGAAGGAUGCGGAGACCGCCGUGGCCUACGGUGGAUCAUCUGAUAAGAAUUUUAGAGAGUUUGUGGACAAGUUUUUACGAAACAUGUGACAAGAAACGACAACGGAAAGGACGAGUGAUAAUAAUGUCUCGUAGAUAUCCAAAUGACAAAUGUUUAAAGUUGAAACCAUGGAUCAAACCAAAACCAGUAAAUGUUGAAACCAACCAAUUUCAGGA
Messenger RNA from Camelina sativa (false flax), 1760 nucleotides. RefSeq names its product UDP-glycosyltransferase 84A3. Gene Ontology annotation, molecular function: quercetin 3-O-glucosyltransferase activity; quercetin 7-O-glucosyltransferase activity. The record is from RefSeq and is a predicted model, not a curated record. Lineage: Eukaryota; Viridiplantae; Streptophyta; Magnoliopsida; Brassicales; Brassicaceae.